Stylonychia lemnae is the source of this 2448-nucleotide messenger RNA. The record is from the annotation of a GenBank genome assembly. Lineage: Eukaryota; Ciliophora; Spirotrichea; Sporadotrichida; Oxytrichidae.
AUGGGUUUUUUUAAGAAAUUCUUUCAAAUUAUUACUUGUGGUAUUGGACCAUGGGUGUGGGAUAAAAUAAAGCAGAAGCUUGGCUUUGCUAAAUGGACUUUAAGAUGGUAGAUAUUCUGCAGUGUUAACCUAAAUUUUUUGGUUGAUUCAACUUAUGAAAAACUAGAUUCUGAAAUAAUGAGCAUAUACAGUCAAAAUUUAAAUGACUUAGGCGUUGAAUCAUCUUUAUCUAUUGAAUUGAUGGGCCAGAUUUCUUAGUAGCUGCUUGAAAAAUCUAGAAUGAUGACUUAGGAAAUAAUAAAUCCUGUUGUGUUUUCACCUUAUCCUUUGAAUAUUUAAACAACUAAACUUUACACGACAAAAGAAGCCACAUUUGAUAGUUAAGGCCUAGAUUAUGAUCAUAUGGUUUAUUAUACAGAAUAGAGCUAAUUUGCAUAAUUAAAUGCUUAAACUUAGAACUAUAUAAGAGCUAUAUCUACUUUAAACUCCUAUUGGAAGAAGUUAAUUCUAACAAGAGUGGGAAGAGAUUCUGAUAUAAACAUCUCAAGAAUUUUCAUUAUGCUUCAAAGCAAUACGACAUCAGGACUAUGUGAAAAUGUCUUAUUCUUAUAUCCUGCUUAGUAAAAUGUGAAUCUAGGGAAUGCCUCUUCAUUAGGAGGAUGUACAGCAUAAUUAAAUUAAUUUGGGAAAAUUUGGUCUUAGACUCUAGCUAAAAAUAACUUUACUAGUUUUCCUAAAAUAAAAGAUCCUUUUGGAAACAGCAUAUUUGGCGAUAUUACAACUUAUACUCAAGUAAUUUGGAAUUAGGGUAAAGCUGGUACAAAUCCUAUUGGUAUCAUAGGUCUUCAAUACAAGAUAUCUGUCUUCAAGUCAUUAAUAGACCCACUUGUAAUGCAAGGUCCAAAAUCAUAUUACCUUAUUCACAGACCAGAUUCUAAUGGUAAAAUUAACCAAAACAACUUAGUCGUAUCUAACAUCAAUAAUGAUAUAAUAAUUCCGGAUGAACUCUACACUAAUGUUACCGAUACUUUGAGAACAGAAUACGAUUACACUAAUUUAGGAAGCAUAAAUGGAGAGAUGUACAGAGUAUACAGAUGUUAAAAUCCAAUAAAUGAUACUUAGAAUCCAAACUACGUAAUAGUUAUGAUCUAAUCAAUUUCAUCAACUUCUAAGUAUUCUGAUGAGCUCUGGGAUGAGAUCUAGUCAUAGUUCCGUAAUCUGCUCUAUAUAGUAUUUGGAUGCUCAAUCUUAUUGUUUUUCUCAAUUUGGAUCUUGAUAUUACGAUUUACCAAAAGAAUAACUCAUCCAAUAAACCAACUUACAAGAAUCACUGAUAUAAUUAAAUAAGCAACUGGUAGAGAAGGUCGUGAAAAAGUGCUUUCUGUUAUUGAAAAUGAACCUAUUUUUGAAAAGACUAAGAAACUAUUGAAAUAGGAGUAGGCUCUGAAUGAAAGUAGAAGAUAGACUCAAUCAAUUAAAUUGUAAUCAAGGAAAGAGACUUAUGCAAGGAGUUAGUAUAAUACUAUUGUAGGGUCAGAUGUAAUGGGUUCAAUGACCCAAUCAUUGAUCUAAAAUAAUGGUUUAAAGGAGCUUAAGAAAGAAAAGCUAACAGAGGGUUUGGAAAGUCUUGAUGAAAUUUAGGAGCUUCUCAAGAUUUUCUAUAAGUUCUUUGUUGGAAAUCGUACCAAGCCUAAACCAUAAAACUAAGAAAACUAGCCCAAGUAUUACAAAAAUAAUUACUACUAACCAUAACUUUAUCAACAGUCUUUAUUAGAGCCGAGAGCCCAAUAAGAUCUAUCUCACCCCUAGAAUGGAAAUAAUUUCACUGGAAAAUAAUCGACUAGAACUACUGCUAGGAAAAAUCUGAUUGAGCAAGAUUAUGAUGAAAAUGAUGAAAAUUCAGAUCUUCCUAAUGCAAGAAACAAACUAGGCUUAAAAAUUGCCUUUCAUGAAGAUCAAUUCUAGCAUUUACCUAAUAAUUCCAAAGUUCAUGCUGGAAUUAAUGAUAGUCUUAUAUCGAAUCAAAAUCAUUUAAAUGCAAUGGUUGAUGAAGAUUAAAUUUCAAUGAAUGAUAGCCAUGAUAGUCAAGCUGAUGAUGAUGCUUUUGAUGAAGACGAUGAGAUGGAUGUAGAAACUAGAAUGAAUAUGAAAAAGAAUCCCAAAACAAAGAACAUUGAUUAAUAAAUAACAGGCUAAUUUAGCUUUGGAAAAAGUAAAGGCAAUAUUCCUAUAGAUCAAGCCCCAUAACCCCUGCUUUAAGAUGAUAACAAUGAUAGGGUAAGGGUUACAAUUCCUAUUGAUUGGGAUGAUAUAAUUGAAAGAUAUAUUGACUAAAUAUCUUAAUAAGAUUAAGCUGACCACAGAAUGAUCAACAAUAAAAAUCUUAAGAAUACUAGUGAUAUAAAAUCCUAAUAAUAACAGUAGUAGGAUUCAGAUUCUGAUUAUUGA